Messenger RNA from Rhipicephalus microplus (southern cattle tick), 3099 nucleotides. RefSeq names its product hydroxymethylglutaryl-CoA synthase (gene Hmgs). The record is from RefSeq and is a predicted model, not a curated record. Gene Ontology annotation, biological process: acetyl-CoA metabolic process. NCBI's taxonomy places the organism in Eukaryota, Metazoa, Arthropoda, Arachnida, Ixodida, Ixodidae. Gene Ontology annotation, molecular function: hydroxymethylglutaryl-CoA synthase activity.
AAUCACAACUUUGUUAUGGACACAGCUUAUGCCAGCUGCCCAGACGACGUGGAAGGCCUUCUGUUGUUCUUUCCUUCCUCAUGCUUAAACAGCUGUUGGAGGAAAGCGUCGCACAGUGCUACGACUAGGACGAUGCCCAGUUUUAAGCAGAACAAGACUCCCGGCUGGCCCGAGAAUGUCGGCAUCCUUGCUAUGGAGAUCUACUUCCCAUACCUCUACGUGGACCAGACCGAGCUCGAGGCGUUUGAUGGCGUCUCGACCGGCAAGUACACAAUUGGCCUCGGUCAAGACCGCAUGGGCUUCUGCUCCGACCGCGAGGACAUCAACUCACUCUGCCUGACCGUGACUAGCCGUCUUAUGGAGCGAACAGGCGUGCACCCCAGCCGCAUUGGCCGCCUCGAGGUCGGCACCGAGACACUUGUCGACAAGUCCAAAAGUGUCAAGACGGUUCUAAUGGAGCUGUUCGAGGAAGCGGGAAACACAGACAUUGAGGGUGUGGACACGACCAAUGCCUGCUAUGGUGGAACGGCGGCACUGUUCAAUGCAGCCGCGUGGGUGGAGUCCAGUGCCUGGGACGGACGCUACGCCAUUGUGGUGGCCGCCGACAUUGCUGUAUAUGCCACAGGCCCUGCCAGGCCCACGGGUGGUGCUGGUGCCGUGGCCAUGCUUGUCGGGCCCAACGCGGCUCUCGUCCUAGAGAGAGGUGUGAGGUCGACCUACAUGAGUCACGUGUACGACUUCUACAAGCCAGACCUCCUCUCGGAGUACCCACGUGUUGAUGGCAAGCUCUCGGUCGAGUGCUACAGCAGAGCCCUGGACAAGUGCUAUGCCGGUUUCUGCAAAAAGGCGAGAGCUGUCCGCGCUGAUGAGCACCACGACAGGCCGGUGACCCUAGACGACCUGGAUGCCAUGCUGUUUCACGCUCCAUACGGGAAGCUAGUGCAAAAAAGCCUGGCCAGGCUUGUGCUCAACGAUUUUCUGCGGGAUUCAACAUCCCCCAAGUAUGCCAGCCUAGCUGGCUUCAGCUCUGUACAUUUAGAGGACUCUGUGUUUGACCGAGACGUGGAGAAGGCCUUCAUGAAGUUCAGCCAGCAGAUGUUUGAGGACAAGACUAAGCCAAGUCUCCUGGUGUCCAACCAAGUGGGCAACAUGUAUACGCCCUCUCUGUACUCCUGUCUCGCCUCUUACCUCUCCAGCUUCCCAGUGUCCCAGUUGGCAGGCAAGCGCAUUGGGAUGUUCUCGUAUGGCUCCGGCUUGGCAGCCACUCUGUUCAGCCUUUGCGUGACAAACAACCUGGGGCCAGACUCCGCAUUGCAUGAGCUGCAUGCCAGCCUGGUUGACUUGCGUGCGCGGCUUGCCCAGCGUCGCAAGGUAGCACCCGAGGAGUUCGCCCUCAUCAUGAAGCUCCGUGAGGAGACACACCAUCAAGCACCGUACACGCCCGUCGGUUCUUUGGAGGACCUCUUUCCGGGCACAUGGUACCUUGCAUCGGUGGACAGUAUGCACCGGCGACAUUAUCAACGCCUGCCACUUGCAACUGCAAACGGAAAGGCUCCAGUGGCAACCACACUCAAGGAAUUCAACAACAGCGAAGUCACCACCAAUGGUCAGGCCAUGGCACACGAGACCUAGCAACGUGGGACUACCUGCAGCGUUGGCGAAGACCGUCCGUGUGCUGCACUGCCUCUUUCCUUCCCUUCCUUUUCUAGCUCGGAAUUGUUAUUCCUUACCUUUAACAUCAGUUUAUCAACCACAUUAUUACCUUUUUUUUUUUCCUUCAUCCCACCUUUAAUUUAGCCUGUGUUAACAUUGUAGCAACGGUUAUUUUAAUGAACAUUUUUCUCACUACAAAGCUGAGCAAAGUACUCCCGCGAGCCUCUAAACAAAGCUGUCUCCACGACGGCCUGCUGUCCUCGUGACUCUAGUACACAGCAUCUCGCCGCCUCGGAAACGCCCUCACGUUGUGUUGUAGGACUCUGCCUGGAGUUGUGUUGUCGAGCAUGCUGCGCGAGCGGUGUGCAGGAAACUACAGUGGCCUUUGAUGAGGAGCGUGUUGAAGUCUCGUUAGUGGACGUUUGGGAAGAAAAGGAGGAAAGCGUUGGGAAGCUGCGGUGUUGCGUGCAUUUUGCGUUGUUGGCUCCGUUGUAGAAGAUAUAAAAGUCGUAUGUGAUGGGAUCGUGUGAAAUGCCUGCUGAAGCUGGGAAUAUGUAGGAAUAGAUUCCUGUGUAGAUAUGCCUCACUCCACAGCCCUUAGCCUCCACAGGAAGGGGCGAUUGCUCUUUCAUAUCUUGCGUUUUCUUUUUCAUACUGCCUGCCUGUGAACAAAAUGCAGAUGUCGAUAAGUGAGUAGCGCCGUUUACUGUGAAUAUAGCGAUAAAAUCGCACUAGCACAGACAUUUGCUAGGGGGUAGCGCAAUUAUGCAGUAUUCGUUCACUGACUGUUAUGGCAUUUUUUCGCAGAAGUUUUCCUGCUGAGAUUCUGAGCGAAAUGAGUUUACCAAUUGGACUAUGCUGCAAAAUGCCCUAAUGGUUUUGGAUCGAAGGGGGAAAAAAAUGUGUAUCUUAUUGGCCGCACAAAAAAAGGGAGGGGGAGGCAAUAGCCAGAUGUUUCCACAAUUAAUAUAAGUAUAAGAAUUUUGUAGCGUGUUUUGCUUUUCUGCACUUUGUAGAGGAGACGGUAUGAGAAUGUGUUACCCAUUAACGCAUUACUGCUAAACCACUGUGGAGGUGCUUUUUUUAUUUAUUCAGUUUUUUUCUAGAGCACUUGUUUUAAUACUUUUUUUCUGUUUGGUAUGUGGGUUAUCGCGUAAUAUUUUACAUAAUUUAGACGAGCACAUAGUGCUGCUUUGUUCAGAUUAUUGCCGUCUUAUUAGGAGAAUGAAAUGACUCAAUGUUCACGCUUAAAAUUUUUUUAUACGUAGGGAAAAGAAAAUGACGUGUCGCCUUUUAUGCUGGAAGAGUUUGGAUAUGCAUUGGUAUCCUUUGUCGAUUGUUUUUCUACGACAUCUGACUGUAACCCGUAAUACCACAAUGAUACCUUUGAUCUGUGAUGCAAGGCGCAGCUUGUAUUGACAAAUAAAGGUUGUAAUUAUCUUUUUA